Molecule: messenger RNA, 3126 nt
Organism: Cimex lectularius (bed bug)
Lineage: Eukaryota; Metazoa; Arthropoda; Insecta; Hemiptera; Cimicidae
Gene: Nha1
Product: sodium/hydrogen exchanger 9B2
Exons: 13
Coding region: 172-2052 (626 amino acids)
Biological process (GO): proton transmembrane transport
Cellular component (GO): membrane
Molecular function (GO): antiporter activity
Source: RefSeq, a predicted model, not a curated record
CUCUCGCUCGCUAUUCACUCGCGUGCUAUUCUCACCCAUACACCAUACGAUACGAGGAUAUUGCCGCUGGGCAUGCCCGCAUCAAUCGCAGAAAGACCCUCUGGAAGGAGAUAACGAAAACGAACACUUGAUGCCGGCAUCAUUACUACCGAACGUGAAAAAGCAAAGGUGAUGACGGGUGAGCACUGCGCUGAAGAUUUGCACGAAAAGAAAGGGGAGCUGAACCCCGGUUUCGAACAGGAUGAACCUAAGAGGAAGGUGAGCAUCGCCUCGUCUCCGACCAUUGACGGCAAUGAUGAAAGGCAGAGAAAAAUCAGCAGCUCGUCGAACCAGAGCAAACCAAAGAGCAUACUAGUGAACAAUGACAAUUUCAGCCACCUCUCAUCACAUGAAGCUGACGGCAGGACGUUUUCGAUCUACAGCGGCGAUGAGAACAGAAGACAAUCGAUGGCGUAUGACCAAGGUGUCCCUGCCGAAGAAUCUUGGUGGUUCCUUUUGUGCACGAAAUGCCGGCAGAAGGAGACCGGCCCCGGUUGGGAGCCGCCUCACUGGCAAACGUUCUGCCCUUACCCGUUUUGCCCGACGUACAGACACAUGGCCCGCGUCUUCUCGCUGUUUUUACUCGGUAUUCUAGCCUGGGGAGUCAUCUACGCCAUCAUCGGCUCUGAUGCAGCGCCUGGAGGCCAGCUUUUCGACAUAGCGGUGCUCUGCAUCGCGGCCCACUUCGGCGGAUGGAUCUUCCACAUGGCGACCAUGCCGCCCCUCGUCGGGAUGCUGGCCGUCGGCAUACUCUACCAGAAUGUAGGCCUGAUCAACGUUCACGGAAAAUACAACGGUGUAAUUUCAGAAUUAAGAAAAGUCGCCCUUGUAGUCAUUCUAACGAGAGCCGGCCUGGACCUUGAUGCAGGAGCGAUGAAGAGAUUGUGCGUCACCGUCCUCAAACUGGGCAUCGUUCCUUGGAUUGUCGAGUGCCUUAUCGUGACGGCACUUUCUCACUAUUUCCUCGACCUACCCUGGAUGUGGGGGUUGCUACUCGGGUCGAUAGUGGCUGCAGUUUCGCCGGCAGUGGUGGUCCCGUGCUUAAUCAGGCUUCGCAACAAAGGCUACGGAGUCGCUAAAGGGAUACCCACUCUCAUCAUUGCCGUAUCCGGUAUCGAUGACGCACUGUCCGUCGCCGCCUUCGGCAUCAUACACAGCGCUAUGUUCUCAUCAAAUUCGCUUGCUUACGAAAUCCUCCUCGGCCCUCUAUCGAUUCUGAUCGGACUCGGUUUCGGCUUUGCCUGGGGCUAUCUAGCCAAAUACGUCCCAGAAAAGGAAGAUCCUUUUGUCGUCCCACUUAGGAUCAUGAUGCUCCUUGGAGGUGGUUUGAUAGCCAUUCUGGGAAGCGAACUGCUGGAAUUCGGCGGUGCAGGACCUCUCGGCUGCAUCGCAGCGGCAUUUAUCUCCUGCUACGGCUGGUCGAAACAAGGCUGGGACGUCGAAGACAACCCCGUGGCGACUGCUUUCGAAAUAUUUUGGAUGAUUUUCGAGCCGAUCCUUUUCGGACUGACUGGGACCCAGAUUAAAAUCAACGAGAUGGACGGCUACAUGGUCGGCAUUGGGGCAUCCAUCUUGGUCGCCGGUAUUCUUUUAAGGAUAAUUAUAACGUGCCUCAUUGCCGUAGGAUCAAAGCUGAACAUCAAAGAGAAAAUAUUCUGUGCUCUUUCAUGGAUGUCCAAAGCGUCCGUUCAGGCGGCGCUCGGUCCCGUGGCGCUGGACAUCGUUCGUGAACGGGGUAUCGACGAGUCUGUCUACGCCCAAAAAGUGCUCACGAUCUGCGUCAUGUCGAUCAUAUUGACGGCACCGAUCGGGGCGAUACUCAUCACGAUGACAGGAUCCAAGCUGCUCAAUAAGACUAGCGAGCCGAUCAUCAUGGAAGGGUGGAGGCGGUCUGCCCGCCCCUCGCUCAGGGACAUAACAAUUUUCACGGAGGAUUUCGACGACAUGGAUGAUUCGCGGUCUAUCGAACGGCCAUCGAUCGUCGUCUCUGACCAGCCGAUGAAUGUGUCGUGAGGUCCUGUGUCAAACAAGGCGGAUGACAUGUUGAACUUCAAUUAGACUUAUUAUAGUGUUUAAAUUGCUAAAAAAAACGCCAUUUAACUAAAAGAUUCUAUAACGCAAAUUGCGAAGGAAACCAAAAAUGUCUAUGAUCGGAAUACGGUAAAAACACCUUCACAUUAAACAAUAAACAAAAAAUCUGAAAAAUUAAAUGAAUCUCAUUUGCCAUCCCAUGUUAUGAGAUAUUUUGGCAGUAGCAUUAGUUCUGAACAAGAUCUAUUAUUUGUGGAAAUGUUGGACUGUACAUGUAAAACAGAUUUGCAAUAAGGCCUAUACCUGUAGAAAAUAUUUUACGCAUCAAUAUCUUUUUAGUUAAGAAAUAUUACGACCAUACCUAUACCCCUUUACCACAAGCGUAAAUCCAGAAAGCGAUAAUUAAUUUAUAUUUUAUCACAAAAGUUAAAAUUGCGGUCUAAUAGUCUAAUAAUUUGCAUUAAUUAUUUAAAUUGAGAAGUUAUCCCAUCCGAUCUUUUAAGCCUGUCAAACUGGCUGUUACAUUAAAACUGUGCCUCUGUGUUUACGCUUGUCAAACAAACAAUCCGAAUUAAACCAAUAUUGGAACAGCCUUUUAAUAGAAUAGGAUAACAGUUAAUUAUCGAUUUAUCAUUGUUCAUCACAAUUCCUGUUAAACGGACUAGCGCCCUCGAUAAAAACUUACCAUUUCGAUGCUGCUAAUCCAAAAAGUAGUUAUGAAAACAUAAAUGAAGUUCUUUGUUGUUAGAACAACGAACAUAUACAAAUUUUUAUUAUACAUUCGGGUAGAAGUAUUUUUUGUAACCAUAUAGUUACCUUCGUUUCCAAAGAGAAAUGUUUGUAUAAACUAUUUUUAACAUUGUAAAUUUGUGUAAAUAAAUCAUGCGAGUUAUAUGGUAGACUUAGUAAUACAACUUACGUACUGCAGGUGUAGGUAUAAGUAUUUUUUAAAUAUAAUCUAAUCAAAUUCUUUAGAAAAUUUAGUUUGUGCAAAAGUUCAGUUCUUUUUUUAAAGACACUGUAUUUUUACUUGAAAUAAAGUUGAUGUUAGUCUCA